Drosophila rhopaloa is the source of this 1775-nucleotide messenger RNA. RefSeq names its product TBC1 domain family member 19. The transcript is spliced from 7 exons. Lineage: Eukaryota; Metazoa; Arthropoda; Insecta; Diptera; Drosophilidae. Bases 172 to 1701 code for a protein of 509 amino acids. The record is from RefSeq and is a predicted model, not a curated record.
GCCGAGGAUGCGACUAGAAUCGACUCCAAAUCAAAGCAGGCGACGGAGUUUGAUCGAUAAAAGUCAAACGAUUGUGUGGAGCGCCCAACUUGGGGCUAAUCAGAACGGUGUAAAUAGUAAGUUGGUAGUUAGUCGCGGAGUGCAACACAGAACGGUCGAAAAAGGAUCGAGAUGGAGGAGCUGCAGGAUGCCAGCAUCCAUCACAUGACCGCGAAGGUCAUCGCGGCCAUUAAGAACACAAAGAGCUACGAGCCCAUUUACAAGGAGCUGCAGAAACUGGUCUGCAAUCCCAGCGUGGACACCCACGAUAUGCGCAACACCCUCGAGGACGCCAUCAAGAGUGCCGGCCUGGAAACGGAGAUCAGGAACAUAGUAUACAACCUGGUGCGGAGUCGAUUGGCCAGACCCGAUGACAAGUCCCUCGCCAGCAAACAAUCAGCGAAACCCACCGUUAGCGAUCCACUUGGCUAUCUGAAAAGGGCCGGGGUUCUUUGGGAUCGAAGGGUUAGAAAGAGUUUGAAUGCCAUGUGCACAGAGCUGAAGGUUCCACUUCAUGGACAACCGAGGAUCAGUGCCGAUCGCGAGGACUUCAUGGCCAAGUGGAACGAACUGAGCAACUACAAUAUGGAUCUGGCCAACUAUAGGCCAGUAUACGCACCGAAGGAUCUACUGGAGGUACUUCUCUCGCUGAAAGGACCCGCCAAAACCACCGAAAAUACAGACCAAAUCCCUCAGUGGGAGUUCUCCCACAUUGCCCUGCCGGUGAAGAAUUUGUUUGAGUUGCGCGCCCAUUAUGCAGAUCUGCUGCGAAGUGAUGGCUAUCUGGGAGUGCCCGAUCUCACGGUGCAAUGCCAGAGGAUUCUGGAGGGCAGGCAUGCGCCCAUGUGCCAGCAGUUCCUGAAGAAGGGCUGCACCCCGGCACCAUACAGAGGAGCACUCUGGGCCUCCGUACUGGACAGCAAGCUGCAUGACUAUGACAUUGACUACUGGCAGAAGCUGCGCAAUGCCGUGUGGACCACAGACCACAUCGUGGACAAGCUGGUCUUCAAGGACAUCCAGCUGACGGCCUCCAACGAUGACCAGUACUUUGUGUUCGAGGACGUGCUCUACCAGGUGCUGCUCUGCUUCUCCCGGGACACGGACAUCGGUGGCUGUGUGGAGUACGAGGCUUUUCCGGUGAAGGGCAAGACGUACGAGGGUCCGCCUUCGGGCGUGGUUCCCUUCCACGGCAUCUGCAUGUUCGCCGCUCCCUUCUGCUAUCUGUACGACUCGCCGGUGAAUCUGUACUACACGUUCCGAGCCUUCUACAUCCGGUACUGCCAUCGCCUGACCACGAUCAAUACGCAUCCGCAGGGGAUUGUCAGCCUGUGCCUGCUCUUCGAGAAGCUGCUCCAAACGUACGAGCCGCAGUUGUGGUCCCACUUCCGAGAGCUGCAGAUCCAGCCACUGAGGGUCGUCUUCAAAUGGCUGAUGCGCGCGUUUUCCGGUCAUUUGCCUCCCGAUCAACUACUGGUCCUCUGGGAUUUGAUCCUUGGCUUCGACAGCUUGGAGAUCCUGCCGCUGUUCGCCAUCAUCAUCUUGAGCUUCAGAAAGGAGAGCAUCAUGCAGGUGGCCUCGCUGGACAGCAUCGAAGCCAUCCUGGCGGAUCUGUCCUCCAUUAAAGUGCUGCCCCUGGUGCAACUGGCACUUAGUCGGGACUGAAUGUGUGCUUUUUACCUAGUUACAAAAUUAAAGUAUUAAGUGUUCGGAAAAAUAAAAUUGUCAAUGCAGUAUAA